This is a messenger RNA of Lineus longissimus, 4117 nucleotides long. Its product is annotated as E3 ubiquitin-protein ligase DTX1-like. Gene Ontology annotation, molecular function: cullin family protein binding; zinc ion binding; ubiquitin protein ligase activity. The transcript is spliced from 7 exons. Gene Ontology annotation, biological process: anaphase-promoting complex-dependent catabolic process; Notch signaling pathway; protein ubiquitination. Gene Ontology annotation, cellular component: nucleoplasm; anaphase-promoting complex. NCBI's taxonomy places the organism in Eukaryota, Metazoa, Nemertea, Pilidiophora, Heteronemertea, Lineidae. The record is from RefSeq and is a predicted model, not a curated record. The coding region runs from base 32 to 1717 and encodes 561 amino acids.
GAAAAUACCGAAGGUGGAAUAACAACAAAACAUGGCCGAGAACGUACAAAACGAAAGUGUCGUUGUCUGGGAAUGGAUGAACGAUUUUGGCCAUUGGAAAGCCUAUGAAUCAAGUGUUGUUGAGUUUAUUGAAAAGAAGAAGUACUCUUGCCCUCAUGUAUUCUUGGGUGAAGCCGAUAGAACACUGUCCAAUUACGUUUUGGACACAAGAAAAAUGGAACAAAUUCGUGUAGAUUCAGGAACCUGUCGGAGUGUUCGUCGGAAGGUGUUUCCCCCUCAGAGUCCACCGGCUAUAGGCAUAAGUUGGCAAUGGUGGGGAGAUCACAGAGAGUGGCAUCACUAUGACUUCGAUGUGGCAUCUCUGCUGGAAGAUGCCCACAAAAAUAAAAAUAAAACCAUAGAUCUGGAAAAAACAAUCUAUUCUCUUCCAUACACAGUUGACUUGAUGGCUAUGGUGCAACGACGCAACGGAACUGGAUACCCCAGGCCAGUGCAGAGGAUGAACUACCCAAGAUACCCAGCAGAUAAAACAGUGACAAUGGAUGCAAACUGUGCCAGUGUUCAUCUCGGAGCAGAUUUGAAUCGAAAACAUGGUCUCAGUGAUUCCAGUAUUGAGUCUGGUAAAAACAGCCAAGCAACAAAGAGUAAACCAUCAAAAAAGAAAAACCGAAGCACCGUUGCUCCAAAAGACCCACGACCCCCAAGUUCCAGAAAUUUAACUCGAACAUUCCUCAGUAAAUCAAGGUCUUCAGACAGUGUAUCUGCUACGUUAAGUCAGGCUCCAUUCAUGCCUAUCAAUGAAUAUGAAAAAAGCCCCUGUCCACCAGUGACAGUGCCAGUCAAUCAAGUGAAAGGAAGUGUGAUCAUAAGCCCUGUGAUGACAGGAGUGACUAACAUGCUGCUGACACCCAUUAUGCCGAUAUAUCUGUCACAGACUAUAACGAUUAACCCACCGCAAGGAACAGCUAGCCUUGGUAACGCUAAUUCUGGGGCUAAGCCAAAGAGGAAAGAACGUAAACCAAAGAAAAUGAAUGAUGAAAAGAAUGAUUCUAAUGGAGCUACGACUGUGUUGAAAGUGUAUACUGUUGAAAUUCAAGACCCAAAUACUGAUGACGAUUGCUGUAUCUGUUGUGAACAGCUCCAGGCGUCUGCUGGUUUUGCCCAGAACAUGACAGACACAGUGGUGCUCAAACUGAACAAGUGUGAUCACAUGUUCCACAAGUCUUGUCUAAUUGCCAUGUAUGACAGCGGAAUGAAGGAUGGCCACCUACAGUGUCCAACUUGUAAGACCAUCUACGGAGAGAAGUUUGGUAACUGUCCGGCAGGCCGGAUGGAGAUAAACACCAUACCAGAUGCACUACCUGGUGAAAGCUGUAAUACUAUCAGGAUUGUAUACCACAUAUCUUCAGGAAUACAGCAAGCCAACCAUCCCCACCCAGGACGACCGUUCACUGCCCGAGGUUUCCCACGCAUGUGUUAUCUACCCAACACAGAAAAGGGGCGUAAAGUCAUGUUGCUUCUCAAGAUCGCUUGGGAGAGGAGGCUUACGUUCACUAUAGGGGCUUCGACCACUACUGGAGAACAGGACACUGUCACCUGGAACGAGAUUCACCACAAGACAGAGUUUGGAACACGUAGCACUGGCCAUGGAUAUCCUGAUCCAAAUUAUCUUGAUAAUGUUCUGGCAGAGCUUGCAGUUCAGGGUGUGACGCCUUGAGUGCCUAAGUACCCACAUCGAGAUAUGAUCGGCUGCUUGCCUCCAGCAUUGCACUAAAGAUUACUGCUUAUAAGUCUAAAGUGACCAAAAUUUUUUGUUGUUAUGAUACACACUGCCUGUAUUGAGGAAGUACUUUCAUGUACUGUUAUUACUGUAUUACAAUUGUAUUGGUGCUUUGUAUGCUUUUGUAAGGAUAAUGUUAGCUUUAAGAGUCAUUCCAUUAUUUGUAUGUUGGGAUGGUGUUUUUGUAGCCAUUUUGAAUUCAUAACACAAGCAAAUAUACUCUGUGUACAAUGUACUUGUUUAAGCCUGCUGAGAGGCAAAAUUAGGCAUAAUGGUAUAUGUGUGUAUAGAUGCACUACACCAGCGUCAAAUAAGUCCUUGUGAUGAAUUAUUAACUGGUAAAGGGACUCUACAGCCUAUAGGCAGGAGCCAAGUAGGUCAGAUUAAGUUUCACAUAGUCACCAACAGGAGUCUUUCAAAUCUCAUAGUACAGUGGAACCUCCCUUAGCGGACACCUCUCUAUUAAGGACAAGUUCUCUAUUAAGGACAAUAGUUUUGGUCCCAAAUUGGUACUUUCCAUUCAAUUUGACCUCUCUGAUCAGGACACCUCUCUAUUAAGGACAGCAUUUGUCAGUCCAGAGGGUGUCCUUAAUAGAGAGGUUCUACUGUACCCUGAAAUCAUUCACCCAUGUACAAGAAUAUGUUUAAUGCUGAAUGAAACACAAUUCAGUCAUCUUGGUUUUGUGUUUUGGUCUCCUUAAGAAGACCAGUGUACAUGUAACACCCUGGCCCCUGCCUCUGGUCCCAAUAUCAUCUUUCUUUUCAAACUACAUGUAUAUGAUAAUGAUGAUAAAAUAUAGAGUCUUAUACCUAGCUCUAUGUGUAUCCAAUUUGAACACAGAUCAUCUGAUAUGUUUCUUUAUUCAGAUGGAUUCAGUAUUCUUUGAGUGUGUGGUCAACAUGUACAUUGAUCAUUGAUGUAUUACCACUGUAAGAGUACUGUGGCAGAAUCUCAUUGAAAUCUUUGUCAGGAGGUGUAAAUGACUGAUUCUAAAACAACAGGAUUUAGAUCGAAGUGCACAUUACAGUGUAAAUGAACUACGUGCCGAUGAAGCCUUGUUUUGAAAUCGGCAGUUAUGGUUUAAGGAAUUGAACCCGAGGCGGAGGACCUUGGUUGAGUUACCAAGACACUCGAGGGUGGAGCUAAAAUACAGUCCAAACCCGAGCUAAAAUACCUAAAACUUAAAAAGAUAGGCCACGAAAAUAACUUGAAUAUGUGCGAAUUUGGCAAAUUCCAUCCAUCGCCGGCCCGGCCGGAGCGCCGGUAGCGCCGUUGUUUACAUUAUGUUACGGCAACGUUACAGAAAAUGAGACAUGUACAUUUUGUACAGCGCGCAUAGGAAGUCCGCAUCGGCUCGCUCAAGUGAUGCUAAAAUCCGCGCAAAUGGGCUAUUUGGAGCGUUUUUCUCGGCAAAUAUGUGUAGUGCUCAUUAAAAAACUUAGGGUGGUUGAUGCUUCCUUGGCUGAUUUGUGUUUGAAGCAGUGUUUUGAGAGCCUCAAACUUCUGAAGUGAGCUGAAAUUCCAUUGACGUGACGUGUGCAUGGUUUCCACAUUUUAGUGCAACCCGAGGGAACUUUGGUAGAGCAUCUUGGUUGCGUGUCCAAAACACUCCGCUCUCAGAACGAGGCUUAUGCAUUUUCCAUUUAAAAGUUGACUUUACGGUACCAAGGUAUUUUAGAAUAGGCAAUCAUAACCGCUUGCGUUGGUGCAAAAUGUGGAAGCAUAUCAAAAGCAUUUCAAAAACCACAUUAUUCGUUAUUUAAUUUGAGAUGUUUUAGAAUAGAAAUUGAUACCUCACUGUCGGUAUUGAUUGUCUCACCAAAACUGCUCGGGUGGAGCUAAAAUAUUGGCCAAAACCUCAGUGUACCCACACGGUUUUGGUGAGACAAACAGGACCGACAGUGAGGUAUCAAUUCCUUAAUUGUUAGAAUCUAUGACGUCAUUUUACAUGUAUGUAUGUACCUUUCCAUUAUCAACAAGAAAACUAAAGUUGGACUGGUCUUAUUGAUUAGUGCUAUGCUAUGUUAGGCUACUGUGUAAUCAAGCGGGGAGAAAAAAUAAAUGGAAGUUGGACAUAGUACAUGUUCCCAUGCUAGCUCGCCUGCUUGACCGUUUAAAUUUUCUUUUUCAAAGCUAAUUGUUCAGGUGUCGUUUAAACAGGAGGAGACAAAAAUUUUGAGGAGACAAAAAUUUAAUUGGUCGGCAUCACGGAACAAGGUGUUCUGUGUAAUCCGGCUCAAUAGAAUGUUUUGUGUUAUGUAUGACGUUAGGAUUGCUGCUUGUUAUGUUUACUAGAUGUAUUUUUAUUUUGGCUUCCAAAUAAACGUGAUAAAUAA